Molecule: messenger RNA, 4742 nt
Organism: Gigantopelta aegis
Lineage: Eukaryota; Metazoa; Mollusca; Gastropoda; Neomphalida; Peltospiridae
Product: delta-aminolevulinic acid dehydratase-like
Exons: 9
Coding region: 192-1181 (329 amino acids)
Biological process (GO): heme biosynthetic process
Cellular component (GO): cytosol
Molecular function (GO): porphobilinogen synthase activity; zinc ion binding
Source: RefSeq, a predicted model, not a curated record
UUCAUUGGUGAGAGACACAUUUCAUUAAGUAUUUCACAGUGUUCACAUAGAAAAUGGUCCUUGAAUGCUUAGAUGCGCCGAUACGUGUGCCGGACAGCACUGUAGCUCUUUAGUCGAGAGACGCGUUCCAUGUCGAAAGGAAGCCACGUGAUUUUCAGCUGUAGGUCGGUAUCCGGUCGGCAGUCGUCAGCAUGGCCGAACACACUGUUCUUCACAGCGGCUACUUCCACCCCUUACUGAGGGACUGGCAGUCCGGCAACACGGCCAUCACGCCAGAAAACCUCAUCUACCCUCUGUUUAUUGUGGAGGACCCCGAUGCGGUUCAGCAGAUAUCGAGUAUGCCUGGUCAGUGUCGGUAUGGUGUUAACCAGCUGCAGGAGGCGGUGGCGCCGCUCGUGAAGAAAGGUCUCAGAGCGGUGCUGCUCUUUGGCGUGCCGGAGAACAUUGAAAAGGAUGCACGGGGAACUGGGGCGGAUGUUCCAAACUCACCAGUGAUUGCAGCCAUAAAGUUGUUGAGAAAAAGUUUUCCUGAUCUCCUAGUCAUUUGUGAUGUCUGUCUCUGUCCAUACACAUCUCACGGACACUGUGGUAUCCUGCGGGAGGAUGGCAGUAUUGAUAAUGAACCCAGCAUUGCCAGGUUAGCCGAGGUGGCUGAGAAUUACGCAAAAGCAGGCUGUCAAGUGAUCGCUCCGUCUGACAUGAUGGAUGGCCGGAUUGGAGCCAUCAAGAAGCGACUGCGUGCAGCCGGACUCGACAACAAGGUUUCAGUCAUGAGCUACAGCGCCAAGUUUGCAUCCAGCUUUUAUGGCCCUUUCAGAGAUGCUGCAAAGAGUGCCCCGUCAUUUGGAGAUCGAAAAUGCUAUCAGCUGCCUCCUGGAUCAAUUGCCCUUGCUGAAAGAGCUGUGAAACGAGACGUGGCGGAAGGGGCUGAUAUGUUGAUGGUGAAACCAGGAACUGCCUACCUCGAUGUUGUCCGCAUGGUCAAGAAAAAGUAUCCAACUCACCCGCUAGCAAUCUAUCAGGUGUCUGGAGAAUACGCAAUGCUAUACCAUGGUGCCCAGGCUGGUGCUUUUCAACUCAAAUCUGUUGUCAUGGAGACACUGACAAGCAUGAGAAGAGCAGGAGCUGAUAUAAUCAUCUCAUACUUCACACCACAGUUAUUGGACUGGAUUAGAGAGUGAUCGGUUGGUCAUCUUCAAUGGAUAAUGAACACAGUUUUCUAAUAUCCUGGAAUUCACUGAGAUGGUUUCUCUUGAUCAGGGGCCUAAUUCACUAAACUCUCAACUUUUAGAUCUUGCAGUGCAAUGCUAAAAGACUUGCAAAGAGGAUGCUUUGUUGUCUAGCAGAGCCUAAGAGAGCUUUGUGAAUUAGGCCCCUGGGCAUUAUUACUAACGUGCUGAACAUGAGUGUCAGAAGAUGAUAGCAACAAGGAGAGUGGUCACUUGUAUAUUAAUUCUUUUUUCAACGGUGGGGCCAAAGUAUUAUUUUAAGAGUUUGGGCAGUGCCCUUUUCCCAUGCCCCUUCUUCCCCCCCCCCCCCCCUUUGCUUCAGAUGCCUAUGCUGAUAUAUGUGUGUGCCUGAAUGUAGAUUGUGUUACAUGUGAAAGCAAAUUAACAUGGGUGAGCCAAAUUUAUCAAAGUUGAUUUUUGCACAUUUAUUUUAGAGUUAUGUAAGUCUUCAGUGCAAACAAAAUAAAUGUGUGUACUCGAUUAAACACCAGGGUUUAUAAUAAAUUAUUCAGUAUUCGCUGCCAUUUUGGGAAGUUACAUGUGAAUAAGGAAUAAAUACUUUUCAGUAAUUUAACCAUAUAUCUUAAAUUUUAAAAAAGUAAGAAAGACGCAGAUGAUAGUUAUAUAUAGGAUGUGUAUUUGUAUUCACAAGGGCAAAUGUUAUAACCUUUACACAGUGCCUUCUUUACCAGAUUCAACAUGUAGUGCAUAUUUGGUAAUAGUCUUGGGUCUCAUUCACCGAACUCUUGUUGCAAUUUUGCUCUCUCGCAGUGUAAUACGAAACAACUUGCAAGGAUGAUGUGACAUUACUUAAUUAAGAGAUCUUUGUGAAGUAGACCUCAAGCCAGCUUCUGUGCAAGUCACUUUUGUGCUCACUGUGAUGAUAUAUACUGCCAGGUUUAUUAUUUACCAUUUGCAUGUUCUAUUCCCACGGUUAAAACAAAAUGUUUUAUUUCUGUAAUGUACCAAAAUUAUAAAAAAAUUAAUUCACUCUUAAGGUACACAUUUUAAAUACUUGCAUCAAGACAUUGUUUUACUUGCCAAACACAUACAGUUGUUGAGAUUAUUAGAAAAUAUUUAAACUUUUUUUAAAAUUAUAUACCUAACAUGGACCAUUUGAUUUAAAAGACAUUGUGUUUUUUGUGUAAAACGUUUGUAACAUACCCUAUAUUUAAACAGACUAUCAAUGUGUACUUAAAGAUUGAGAAACCUGGGACACUUGAGUUAUUGAGAACCCAUGCCAUAAUUACAGCAAGUCGUAAUACUUGGCAAAUGCUAACUGAUUUGAUGCGGCCAAGUGUUAAUUCACAAAUCGCUAGCCACUUUACGAUCUUACAGUGCAUUACAAAAGGACUUGCAAGGACAGUGCAAUGUUACUUAGGAGAGCUUUGUGAAUUGGGACCCUAAAGCACCAUGACUGGUAUAUUAAAGUCUUUUUCUUUUGUUUUUUGCAAGAAAUGGUAAAUUCUUCACAAUGUACUCGCAUGGAAUUUAUUUUCAGUGUGUAUAAUCACCUGCCAAUGUGACUGGUAUUCCCAAAGUCAGAUUUUACAUUUUUUUUAAUGUAUGUGUUUAUGAUCAGUUUCUGAUCAGCUGAAGUAUUGCAAAUUUUAUAAACAUCUUGAUAAUUUAGUACGUGUACUAAGUAAGAAGCAUUUCUAAAAGGUAUUUAUGAAAAUCUUGUUCUGUCAAAAUUUUGGUGCUUGUCAAACAUUCACAGCAUGCAACAACUUGUUUUGAGCUUUUGAUCAUAUGGCCACAAAUCUUUUAUCUUUCAUUUAGUGGAGUUGUGGAAGCAGGUUUCCUCUUUAAUUACCUCUGUGGUCCUUAACCAGUGCUCCAACUGGAAUUAAAAUGUGUUAAACCUUUUCUUUCUUUCUUUCAUAUAGCAUAAAUAAUGGUGGCCACAUCAGUACCAUCAACAUAUAAAUGGACGUAAAUGAAUUAAUAGUAUAUUCAGGACUAGCUCUAGCAAAUUGUGAAUUUCAAAAACAAUUGGCAAAUUUUAUUUUGGUUUGGUUUAGCCCUGAUAUUCUUAGCAAGAUAAUGUACAUUUGACCAGAAAUUUAAGACAAUAUUUUUUUAGUUCCACGACCCUUUGAAACAUCUCCACUGAAUUUGCUGUCAUGAAUCCUUUACAAUAUAUACUUGCCGAAAAAGGUUCCUGUGCCCCAAAUAAAAUGGUCUUAAACCAACUAAAGAUGAAUUGGUCGAAAUUUGUGACUAAAUGGAUUGUCUAUAAAGCAUAAUUGUGCAAUUGACUCACUCUUUACAAUUUACCAGUAAAUAAUUUCAUAAAAAUUAUUUGAUUUUUCAUUUAAUACCGUUAAUAUAUACCGUGUGCAAUACAUACAUGGGACCGUUGGGUGUAUGUGUGUGUAUAUACAUAUGCACACAUUUUUGGUGCAUACUAUUUUCUCAAAUGGUGCUAACUACAUUAGUAGUUUAAGUUUAGGCAGUAGUACAAAAUAUCAUUACUUUAUUUUCAGUAAAUGUAGUUUGUUUUUAUAAAAGUUUACUAAUUUAAAAAUAAAUUAUUCUGCAUUUGUGAGAAGAAGAAAAAUCUGUUUUAUUACAAGAAUAUUCCAUUUAGGUUUUUUGCGGCCCACUUUUAAAUAUCUGUACAUAAGAGAACCUCACUAAACUGGAUACCUCUUAAUAACGGACAUUUUGCUUAAUCCCUAGGGGGUCCGGUUUAGAAGAGUUUCACUGUAUAUCAAAAAACAUGUUACCACUUUAAUCCUAGAAAAUAUAACUUUCUGAUUAUAUAUUACAAAAAUUAUGUCAGUAUUAUGAUCACUAUCAAAGUAGCCCAUUUUUUAGCUGUUUUUUGUGGUUUGAUUUUCACUAGUUAAACUAGUUUUAUUAGUUAAAAAUCAUAAACGAAAAAUUAUUUUGUUUUGAAAACAUUUAUUUUAUUAUAUCUAUAAGUAACUGAAUAUUUUUUUUUAUAUGAAAACAAGUAUUUGAUACCUGUGAAGACAUGCAUUUGUAUUUUUAGGCCUAUAUAUAGUGUGUUGUGUUGUAGUGUAGAUUCUGUGAGCAGUUUUGUUGUGGAAUUCAUUAUAAUACUGCAAAUGACAGAAAUAUGUGAUCAUUUUUUUCUCACAAACUCAAGUGGAUUUGAAUGUUUUGAUUUAAUUAACCAGAAAAUCAAAAAUUGUUAGGUACAUGAUUUAACUUUUGCUUUGACUUUUAAAGAAUAACUCAUAUUAUGAUGUUUAAUUCUCACUCGGUCUUUCAGAAAGUUGAACCCACUUUUAAGUAGGGCAGUUCAAAAUUCAUAUUUCAUAAAGCGUAUUAAAUAAAUCCCACCAUUGACUUGGAUUCUACCAGCUGACUUGGUCAACUCAAGAACUUGACUACUCUUUUGACUUAGUUCAGUGUGAGCCAGCGAUGGAUGUAGCCCAGUGGUAGAGUGCUUGCUUGAUGCACGGUCAGUCUGGGAUCGAUUCUCAUCGAUGGCCCAUUGGGCUAUUUCUUCCAGCCAGUGCACCAAGACUGGUCUAUCAA